Messenger RNA from Megalops cyprinoides (Indo-Pacific tarpon), 5533 nucleotides. RefSeq names its product low density lipoprotein receptor-related protein 5 (gene lrp5). The record is from RefSeq and is a predicted model, not a curated record. The coding region runs from base 144 to 4991 and encodes 1615 amino acids. The transcript has 24 exons. Gene Ontology annotation, molecular function: protein binding. Lineage: Eukaryota; Metazoa; Chordata; Actinopteri; Elopiformes; Megalopidae.
CUAUGAUCAUAGCAGGGUAGAGUACAGCCUGUGGCUAACAAAGUAGCAACCGAACCACCCUUUCGGAUACAAAGUUUCUUUCAGCACAAAUAAAUCGAAGAAUGGAGCCGGAGUGAGGAAGACUGAAGUUACAAGUGCUUGAAAUGGAGACUUUACUCGCAGAAUUACUGUUCUGCAGUAGUCUGCUCUUUGCAGUUCAUGGGUCUCCGUUGUUGCUCUUUGCCAAUCGGCGGGACGUGCGGCUGGUGGACGCCGAGGGGGGGCGGGCAGAGUCAGCGGUGGUCGUCAGUGGCCUGGAGGACGCAGCCGCAGUGGACUUCCUUUAUUCCGAGGGACUGAUCUUCUGGACAGAUGUCAGCGAGGAGGCCAUCAAGCAGACACAUUACAACCAGUCUAGCAAUGCUGUGAAGGAGGCGACCCUGGGCAAUGGGCAAACAGUGGUGGUGUCAGGGCUAGACUCUCCUGAUGGUCUGGCCUGUGACUGGCUGGGUCGCAAGCUCUACUGGACAGACUCGGAGACCAACCGCAUUGAGGUGGCCAACUUGGAUGGCACCUACCGCAAAGUUCUCUUCUGGCAGGACCUGGACCAGCCACGGGCCAUUGCACUGAACCCUGCACACCGCUACAUGUACUGGACAGACUGGGGGGAGGAGCCUCGCAUUGAGAGGGCAGGUAUGGACGGCAGUAACAGGAAGAUCAUUGUGGAGGCAGACAUCUACUGGCCCAAUGGGCUCACCAUUGACCUGGAGGAGCAGAAGCUGUACUGGGCUGAUGCCAAGCUUAGCUUCAUCCACCGAGCAAACCUAGAUGGUUCCUCAAGGGAGACAGUGGUGGAGGGUACCUUGACACAUCCAUUUGCUCUCACCCUGUCGGGGGAGACUUUGUACUGGACAGACUGGCAAACACGCUCCAUCCACGCCUGCAACAAGCAAACCGGGGACAAGAGGAGGGAGAUCCUGAAUGGAAUCUAUUCUCCCAUGGACAUCCAAGUGCUGGGUCUGGAGAGACAGCCAAACAUUCAGACCCCCUGCAACGAGGGCAAUGGCGGCUGCUCCCACCUGUGUCUGCUGUCUCCUGUGGAACCUUUCUACAGCUGUGCCUGUCCCACUGGUGUCCGCCUCCAGGAGGACGGGAAGAACUGCCGACCUGGUGCGGAGGAGGUCUUGCUUCUCGCCCGUCGAACAGACCUGCGUCGGAUCUCUCUGGACCUGCCCGACUUCACCGACAUUGUGCUGCAAGUGGAUGACAUCCGACAUGCCAUUGCCAUUGACUAUGACCCAGUGGAUGGCUAUGUGUACUGGACCGAUGAUGAGGUAAAGGCCAUCAGGCGCGCCCGUAUUGAUGGCAGCGACGCCCAGACCCUGGUCACCACAGAGAUCAAUCACCCAGACGGCAUUGCUGUGGACUGGGUUGCCCGCAACCUGUACUGGACUGACACUGGCACCGACCGCAUUGAGGUCACGCGUCUCAACGGGACAUCCCGCCGCAUCCUGGUGUCAGAGAACCUGGAGGAGCCCCGGGCCAUUGUCCUAGACCCAGUCAGCGGGUACAUGUAUUGGACUGACUGGGGAGAGAAACCCAAGAUCGAGCGGGCCAACCUGGAUGGCACUGACCGCAUCAUCCUGCUCAACUCCUCUCUGGGCUGGCCCAAUGGCCUGGCCAUUGACUACGCAGCUGGCAAGCUGUACUGGGGUGAUGCCAAGACUGACAAAAUUGAGGUGAUCAAUGUGGAUGGGACGGACAGGAAGGUUCUGCUGGAGGACAAGCUGCCUCACAUCUUUGGCUUCACCCUGCUGGGGGACUACAUCUACUGGACUGACUGGCAGAGGAGAAGCAUCGAGAGGGUGCACAAGACCGAGGCCGUACGGGAGAUCAUCAUCGACCAGCUGCCUGACCUCAUGGGCCUCAAGGCCACCAGAGUCACCUCUACCUUCGGUACCAACGGGUGCGCAGAGGACAAUGGCGGCUGCAGCCACCUGUGUUUCCAUCGGCCUCAGGGCCUGCGCUGUGCCUGUCCCAUGGGUUUGGAGCUGCUGAGCGACCUGAGGACCUGCAUUGUGCCUGAGGCCUUCCUGCUCUUUACCAACCGCGCAGACAUCCGCAGCAUAUCCCUGGGCACCAACAGCAAUGACGUGGCCAUCCCCCUCACGGGAGUGAAGGAGGCGUCUGCCCUUGACUUUGACGUCUUAGAGAAUCGCAUCUACUGGACUGAUGUCAGCACCAAGACUAUCAGCCGGGCGUUCAUGAAUGGCAGCUCAGUGGAGCACGUGAUUGAGUUUGGCCUGGACUACCCUGAGGGCAUGGCCGUGGACUGGAUGGGCCGCAAUGUCUACUGGGCUGACACCGGAACCAACCGCAUUGAAGUGGCCCGUCUGGACGGCCAGUACCGGCAGGUUCUGGUGUGUAAGGACCUGGACAACCCCCGGUCCCUUGCCCUGGACCCUGCCAAUGGGUAUAUGUACUGGACGGAGUGGGGCGGAAAGCCCAGGAUUGGGCGUGCCCACAUGGACGGCAGCAACAUCGUCACCCUGGUGGACAAAGUGGGCCGAGCCAACGGCCUCACCAUUGACUACAUCGAUCAGAGACUCUACUGGACCGACCUGGACACGUGCAUGAUCGAGUCCUCCAACAUGCUUGGCUUGCAGAGGGAGAUUGUGGCAGAUGACCUUCCACACCCCUUCGGGCUGACCCAGUACCGGGAUUACAUCUACUGGACUGACUGGAACCUACGUAGCAUCGAGCGGGCAGACAAGCGCAGUGGGCUGAACCGCACUGUGAUCCAGGGCCACCUGGAAUAUGUAAUGGACAUCCUGGUCUUCCACUCCUCAAGGCAGGAGGGCUGGAAUGAGUGCUCCCAGAGCAACGGGCACUGUGCCCACCUGUGCCUGGCCUCACCUGAGGGCUACCAUUGCCGCUGUGCCUCUCACUAUACCCUGGAUGCCAACGGCAGGAACUGCAGCUCCCCCUCCAGUUUCCUGCUCUUCAGUCAGAAAGCUUCCAUCAGCCGAAUGGUUCUGGGGGAGCAGAGCCCAGACAUCAUCCUCCCCAUUCACGUCCAGCGCAAUGUCCGGGCCAUCAGCUACGACCCUGUGGACCGGCUGGUGUACUGGGUGGAUGGCAAGCAGAACGUCAGACGGGCCCGCGAUGAUGGUUCACAGUCGUCUGUGGUAGUAUCAACCCUUCCCGGUCACCAGCAGAACCCCGACAAACAGCCCCAUGACUUGAGCCUGGACCCCUACAGUCGCACAGUCUACUGGACCUGCGAGGCCACCAACACCAUCAAUGUCCAUCGGCUAGACACACGCUCCAUUGGUGUGGUGCUGAGGGAUGACAACGACAAGCCCCGUGCCAUUGUAGUCAAUGCCGAGAGAGGGUACAUGUACUUCACCACCAUGCAGGAUCGUUCAGCCAAAAUCGAGGGUGCCUCCCUGGACGGGACAGAGCGUGAGUCGCUCUUCACCACCGGGCUGAUUCGCCCCGUGGCCCUUGCCCUGGACAACAAGCUGGGCAAGCUCUUCUGGGUGGAUGCCGACCUCAAGCGCAUCGAGAGCAGCGACCUCUCUGGAGCCAAUCGGAUCACACUGCAGGACUCCAACAUCCUGCAGCCCAUGGGUCUGACAGUGUUAGGGGAGCACUUGUACUGGAUCGACAGGCAGCAGCAGAUGAUCGAGCGGGUGGACAAGAUCACUGGGGAGAAGAGGACCCGUAUCCAAGGGCGUAUUGUACAUCUGACUAGCAUUCACGGGGUGGAGGACUUGGAUCCAGAGGAGUUCGCUUCACAUCCCUGCUCCCGUGACAACGGAGGCUGCUCCCACAUCUGUAUUGCCAAGGGAGACGGGACGCCGCGCUGCUCCUGCCCCAUGCAUCUGGUCCUGUUGCAGAACCUGCUCACCUGUGGAGAGCCACCUACCUGCUCCACGGAACAAUACACCUGUGCCACUGGUGACAUUGACUGCAUCCCCAUGGCAUGGCGAUGUGACGGCUUCGCAGAGUGUGACGACAACAGUGAUGAGGAGAACUGCCCCGUCUGCUCUGCCUUCCAGUUCCGCUGUGACAAGGGACAGUGCAUUGACGCCCAGCUGCGCUGCAAUGGGGAGCUCGACUGCACUGACAGCUCUGACGAGCAGGACUGCGACACCAUCUGCCUGCCCAACCAGUUCCGCUGUGGGAACAACCAGUGCAUCCUGAAGAAACAGCAGUGCGACUCGUACUCAGACUGCACUGACAACACGGAUGAGCUGUACUGUGGUGAUUUCAUCAACCAACCCUCUGACAAUAUGCCGUCUCACACCAGUACCAUUGGUCCGGUCAUCGGCAUAAUCCUGUCUGUCUUUGUGAUGGGCGGCAUGUACUUUGUGUGCCAACGAGUAGUGUGCCGACGCUACAAGGGCCCCAAUGGAGCCUUCCCCCAUGAGUACAUCAGCGGCACACCCCACGUGCCCCUCAACUUCAUUGCCCCAGGCAGCUCCCAGCACGGCACCUUCACAGGUAUCUCCUGUGGGAAGUCAAUGAUGAGCUCCAUGAGCCUGAUGGGAAGCAGCAGCAGUGGUGCACCCCUAUAUGACCGGAACCAUGUGACUGGUGCCUCAUCUAGCAGCUCUUCCAGCACCAAGGGAGCCUUCUACCCCCAGAUGCUCAAUCCACCCCCUUCUCCAGCCACGGACCGCUCUCUGUACAAUGGAGAGAUUUUCUACUCCUCCAACAGCCCCUCCACCACCCGGUCCUACAGGCCUUACCUAAUGCGAGGUGUGGCACCCCCUACCACCCCCUGCAGUACUGAUGUCUGCGACAGUGACUACACCACCAGUCGAUGGAAGGGCAACAAGUACUAUAUGGACCUGAACUCGGACUCAGACCCAUACCCCCCUCCCCCCACACCCCGUAGCCAGUACCUGUCGGCAGAGGAAAGCUGCCCCCCUUCCCCAUCCACAGAGCGCAGCUACUUCCACCUGUGCCCCCCUCCGCCCUCACCCUGCACUGACUCCUCGUGACCCCGGGAAAUCCGCCACACGUGUAAAUACUUUUAAUUAUGAACAAAUCAGAUAAUUCUAUUUUAUUAAUGUCCACUAAUUGUCAUCUGUUUCUGUUGGGAGGUGGGAGGUCGGGAGGGUCAGAGGAGAAAGGGAACGGGAUUGGAUGAAGUGUACAGUACUUCCACAAAUGAUGCUCACAAGGCCGUGUGAAAUCCGUGUACAGCUGAAGUGUAUUUAUAAUGUUUUUUCCUUUCCUCCACUUGGUAUGUUUUAAACUUGAGCUGUGAGCCCCUAAACCUUGUGGCAGUGAGGAUUAAAGAAAAUAACAAUAGGAGUUCCAUUGUAUAGCUCAGUUCUCUGUCAAACAUAUGAGUCAGUGACAGAAUUGUGGUAGCUGCUGGUUUUUAGGAACUCCUUUUAAAAUAUUCCCCAAAUUAGAUGUAAUGCAGCCGGCCAGCUCACUCUGCAAGAUACCAAAAUCAUUUCAAAUAGAAAUAUUGUAAAUAUGUAUAAUUUUGUUUUGAUUACUGCCAUGAUCUUAUUUUCUAUGUGAAUAUGAA